Messenger RNA from Fomitopsis serialis, 357 nucleotides. RefSeq lists its product as uncharacterized. The transcript has a single exon. The annotation marks the transcript as partial. Lineage: Eukaryota; Fungi; Basidiomycota; Agaricomycetes; Polyporales; Fomitopsidaceae. The record is from RefSeq and is a predicted model, not a curated record.
CUGUAUCGCAUGGUCAUCAGCCCAGAACGCGAGGAGAAGACUCACCUCGCGGCACCAGUGCGCCCGAAGCAGUGGAAGACGUUGGACAAGUGGCACCGGAUCUUCGGCCACAUGGACGCCCGCGCGGUCUUGACGCUGAAGCGCAAGGGGAUGGUGACGGGUCUAGAGAUCGACGAGUCAGAACCGACGCACGAGCAGUGCAAGACCUGCGUGGAGGCAAAGCAGCACGUCGAGCCGUUUCCGAAGAAAUCACUCACCGAGGUCAAAGAGAUCGGCGAUCUGACUGUCUCGGACGUGUGGGGACCGGCUCGGACCGCAGCAAUCGGAGGUCAGCUGUAUUACGUGUCAUUCACGGAC